Molecule: messenger RNA, 1425 nt
Organism: Bathycoccus prasinos
Lineage: Eukaryota; Viridiplantae; Chlorophyta; Mamiellophyceae; Mamiellales; Bathycoccaceae
Product: 50S ribosomal protein L2
Exons: 1
Coding region: 1-1425 (474 amino acids)
Biological process (GO): cytoplasmic translation
Cellular component (GO): ribosome; large ribosomal subunit
Molecular function (GO): structural constituent of ribosome; RNA binding; transferase activity
Source: RefSeq, a predicted model, not a curated record
AUGUCGCCAUCAGCAACAACUUCGCGAUCAUCGUCACGGUUCGCGAUUCGGAGAUUGCUCGCCUCGGCGCGGGAGAUGGCAAAAACGACGACGCUCGAAGGAGAACAACAUCGAGAACAACAUCACGCGCGUUCGAUGAUGCAAAUGUCUUCUCGCGCCGCAUCGAAUGUAUUCGCGUCGUGUUCGAAAAGGGGUGGUUUUUUGAACGGCACGAGCAACAACAACAGCAACACCACCUUAAAGCGGUUUUGGUCCUCUCCUUUCUCUUCCUCUUGUUCUCAUUUCUCUCCGCGAAAGGAGGCUUUGAGCGGCGGAGAGAAGAUCAGAUUCGGUGGCAAAGUGGACUUUGGUAGGAGUCAAACGAGGCGGAGCUUGAGCGGUACGUGUCGUUGGAGCGGCGGCGGCGGUGGCGCAUCACUCGAGAACGCGAAAAGAUGGCAGAAGGAUACUUCCAACAUCGCACCGAAGAUGACGAUGUUUGGAGGCACUCAAGUCCGCACGUACGCCAAAUCACUCUCGCAAAUGAAAGAAGCCGGAUUGAAAGCGUAUAAACCAACCACGCCCGGGUUCCGCGGUCGCGUCAUCACGGAUCGAUCGAAGUUAUGGAAAGGCAAACCUUUGAAAGCGUUGACGAAAGGAUUAACGAAGAGUGGGGGGAGAAAUAAUCACGGACGAAUCACGGUGUGGCAUAAAGGUGGUGGUCACAAGCGUUUGUAUCGCGUGAUUGAUUUUAAGAGAGAUUUGUUUGGCGUGAACGGAGUGAUUAGAAGGAUUGAAUACGAUCCCAACAGAACGACGAGAAUCGCUUUGGUGGAUUAUCCGGACGGGAUUAAACCGAGGUAUAUUUUAGCACCGGAUGGAGCGAAAGCUGGUGACGUGAUUUCUUCGAGAGGUGGUCAACCCGCGGACGGUCGUGAUCCUUCCUCUGCAAUCGACGUUCGUCCGGGUAACGCCAUGCCGCUCUCGGAAAUGCCCAUCGGCACCAUCGUGCACAACGUCGAACUCGUCCCCGGUCGCGGCGGCGCUUUAGCGCGCUCCGCCGGUGCCUCAGCCACGUUGGUUAAAAAAGGCGCCGACGGCUAUUGUGCCAUCAAACUCCCCUCCGGUGAACUCCGCCUCGUCCCGUCCAAAUGCGUCGCCACCGUCGGCGUCCUCUCCAACCGCGAGCACCAAAACACCAACAUGGGCAAAGCCGGGGCGAAAAGAUGGAAAGGCGUCCGUCCAACCGUCCGCGGUACCGCAAUGAACCCGAUCGACCAUCCCCACGGUGGCGGCGAAGGCCGAUCGAAAGGUGGCAAUCAAUCUGUCUCGCCGUGGGGCGUAAACACCAAAGGUAAACGGACGAGAAAUAACAAACGCACCGAUAACAUGCGCCUGCAACGUCGCCCGAUGAAUAGGAAGCGCUACCCGCUUUUAGCUAAAUAA